AUGUCGCUAUUAAAUCUCUACUUCCACACAAGGGUCAGUGCAUGGCACUGUUUACUCCCUUACUCGCCUGUGGCACCACUGCUCUCUCUGGACCAAUCAGAACUCUGCGUGCCGUCACUUGAGGCCUCCGCUACCUCACCAGAACAGUUCUCUCUGAAACCAAAGCAAGAAGGUAGCAGUCCCGGGGAACACGGCUCGCAGACCCUCGAAGUUGACCAAGGUCGUGACGGAGGCCCUGUAGGGGGACGCGGGCGCCGGAGAAGGCCGCUCCUCAGGGGAGAGUCCAUCCCCGGCAAGCACCUCACCAGGCAGGGAUCCAUAGACGCUUCUGGCGAGGAAACACAGGAGGAGCAGCUGAUGCUUAGACCGUCCAGGGCAGCUGAGGAGAUGCCACGUCACAGGAAGGUUUCUCGAUUCCGGAAUUUCGGCAACCAAAUCCGGUUCCUUCGGCGCCUGCAGCUGUCCCGAGGAGCUAAGGAUCACCUGGUAUCGCCAGCCGGAAGCUCGGAUUCUGACCCCGAGUGUGGCCCUCCCGAGGGCUCGUCCCGCGCCCCUCCUUCAGGCAGAAGCAGUAGUAGUAGCAAAGGCACGAGAAGCCCUUGCGCUCAGGCUAGGUAUCACCCUGUCAACGGCGGGUGCAUGGUGCGGUCGUCGUCCUCGUGAACAGCGCCGAGGACACAGAACCGUCGCAGCAACAGCGACAAGGCUGGACACUCGAAGCUGACCUUCCCAAGUGAUACUAUUCCAUUAAGUGACCUUCAGCAAUGGCAGCGGCCCUCCCCAGCUUUGGCUUGGCAGUGCCAUUAUUUUUCGUAUUCUGAAAUCACAGAAAACCAUGUGUACACAUUGCCUAUAGCAUGUCGACGUAGUUUUAAAGUUUUGUUUUAUGUGAAUUGUUGGAAUAAUAAAACUGUUGCAAGAGACACUGAAAGAGUCGUGUUGAGAACCAGCGGAUUGUUAUAGCUCGCAGAAAUGGCCUAUUUUAAGGCAAAUAAACAACCAACCAGAAAAUCAUGUAAUAGUUACAACAAACAACGAAUAAGUUAGUUUGAUGCUCCUGCAACACAAUACCUUCAUCUAUUUUUCAUCUCCUCUACUUUCAUGUUUUUAAUGUGUUAAUGCGUUUAAUCUUUAAAGACAUAUAUGCAUAUAACAUAAGACUGACUAUGCAGGUAACGAUAUUUCGGAAUUUAGAUUUGCAAUGACUAUAAGUUAAAUCUAGAAAACAAUUCCAUGAGAAUGCUAUGUUCUUAUACACUUCACAUCUUUAGAUUCUCAUUUCACUCUCGGUCAGGCGCACCGCUGUCCGGCCAAAAUAAUGGUGUCAGAAAAUGUAACAUGUAACUGAUCAUCACUUGAUAAUAAGGGUUUUCAUAUACGCAACAAUGUAACUCGUUCCCCAAGAAAAAAGAAAAUGGAAAUCGUGAACUUUACAAAACAAAUGUACAUAUUUAUAACCAGGAUGCACAGAAGCGUCGGUCAUUUGCGUCAGAGGAACCUGUUUCUGUCUCCUUGCCGCGAAGGUGUCCGGAUCCGUGCUUCUGGUCGCUGGUAUGACUUCGUCUUAAUCAAGAUAACCAUGUUGCUUUUCGGUAGAUUUCUCAAGCUAAUAGAAAGUUAUAGGAAAUCUGGGACUUAUCCUUUUCAGAUUUGGUAAGCGAGUAUUUUUCUAUGAAUAUAUAUUCUUUUUGAUAUAUUAGAAGUAAUAAAUAUGUAGUUAUAUCCGUAAGUAAUUACUACAAGAGCCACUGUAAUUUUAUGAGUCCUUGCUGAUUUUUCUAUGCACUCAACCCGUAUUUGUGGUGUGCAGUACAUCCCCGGAUCACAAAGCCAGAAACUUGCCCGAGCUCUUUCUUGUGAGGUCGCUUAACACACGAGAUUAUCUAUGCUAAUUAAACAAGGAAAAUGCCCUGCCCUUAUUUAUGUUUUUUUCUUCUUUUUACCUCGAAGAAAUAUCAUUUUCGAAAAUCCAGUCCGAAACGGGAUUUUGCGCGAAAAGGGAUUAAUUCAUGGCGUAUUGGAUCACGUGACAUUGCUGCACAAAAAUAACCAGAAUUUUCUUGGACCGAAUACAGGUGCAUUUAGCGCAAACAGUCAGACACUCCAGUGGAUCAACCUGUGUUUAUUUCCGAGUUCGGUUUCAAAAAUGUUAUCUAUGUCGUGUUAUCUUUUUGGCAUUUAGUAUGAAUUUCUUUAUCGCAAAGAUAUUCAAAGAGCAGUCAAUUUACUGUCGAUAUUCGAUGUAUAAAGUAUUAAAUGCAUCUGUUAAUAAAAUCACCAAUCAUACCUCAUUGUAGUAAAAGUACGAUUUCCUUCAGCAAUUUCACGCAGCAGCUUUCUCAUUUCAUUUUUUAUUUAUGAAAAAUACAUUUAGUUUGAUAGUUCUUCAGCGACGGCCGAACCAGGCUGUUUCAGGCUGCGGAUAAUGAUAAUUGACGACGCCUGUUUUGCGGCUCGACGCUGGUCGCGCCUCCCGGCCCCGCUGCUGGGGCGGAGGCGCGAGGUUUCGCUGCUCACUGGGACAUCAUCUUGAUAUAUAUAUUCUUAUCACUCACACACACA
Molecule: messenger RNA, 2562 nt
Organism: Penaeus vannamei (Pacific white shrimp)
Lineage: Eukaryota; Metazoa; Arthropoda; Malacostraca; Decapoda; Penaeidae
Source: RefSeq, a predicted model, not a curated record